AUGAGCGUUAUUGGUAUCAACUUUGGCACUUCGUACACUUCGAUCGCGUACUUGAACAAAGAAGGUCGCGCUGAUUGUCUUGCCAACGAGGAAGGUGAUCGUCAGAUCGCCUCUGUACUUGCUUUCCAUGGCGUCGAAGAGGUUGUUGGUUCGCAAGCCAAAUCUGACAUUGCCCGCAACCCCAAGACAACUGUGGCUAACUUCCGUGCCGAGAUUGGCAAGAGCCAAAGCGAGAACUUGCCCGGAUCGGCAGCUCCCGUGAUUGAGAAGGAUGGACAGCCAGCUUAUGCGAUCUCGCUCCCUGAAUCUGACGUCGUGUUUACUGCUGGUGAAGUGUCAGCCAAGUUCUUGCGUCACAUCCGCGAGUCUGCUGAGGCUUUCUUGGGUACUCCCGUCUCUGGUGCUGUUUUGGCAGUUCCUUCCUACUUUACCGAACAACAACGCAAGGCCCUUACUGAGGCUGCCGAGGCUGCCGGUAUCCAGGUGUUGCAAUUGGUGCAAGAGUCUGCUGCUGCUGUGCUUGCCUAUGAAACUGUGAACAAGAAUGCAAACCAAGACAAGACGGUCGUUGUUUGCGAUUUGGGUGGUCAUUCGCUCGACGUCACUGCUUUAACGGUGCGAUCGGGACUUUACUCUGUCUUGGCUACUGCUCACGAUACGAAAUUGGGCGGUUCCUCGUUGGAUGAUCUGUUGAUCAAUCACUUUGCAAACGAAUUCAAGAAAAAGUCUAAGGUCGAUAUCGCAUCGAACCGCAAGGCUCUUGCCAAGUUGCGUGGGGCUGUUGAAGUGACCAAGAAGAUGCUUUCGAGCGCCAACUCUGCACCAUGCUUUGUUGAAUCGCUUGCCGAUGGUCUUGAUUUCCACAGCACUAUCAACCGCAUGCGCUUCGAGAUUAUGGCUAACAAGGUCUUCGCCAAGGCUUUGGAUACCAUCCGUGAAGUUUUGACCAAGGCUGAUUUGGACGCAUCUGAGAUUGAUGAGGUCAUUUUGGUUGGUGGUUCUGCUCGUAUUCCCAAGUUUGCUGUGAAAAUCCGUGAAGUCUUCACUGCUGAGCAUACCAAGGUACUCUCGGCCGAGUUGGAGGCUGAUGAGGUCGUGGCUCGUGGCUGUGCCCUUCAAGCAUCGUUGCUCUCCGGAUACGAAAAGGAAGAUAUUGUGGCAUCGCAGGAGCCUGUCAUCACCGUUGCACCACACACCCAGAAGGCUAUAGGCAUUGUCAAUGCAAACGGCGAGUUCGUCACAGUCAUUCCUAGAGGUACCGCUUUGCCUGCCCGUCGCACCUUUGAAUUCGCUAACGCUGCAGCUGGCCAGACACACGCCUACCUUGCAUUGCACGAAGGUGACCACACUGUGGUGAAGGAGGAGAUCCCAGUCGAGGCCAUUGAAGUCGAGGAAGGUGAAGAACCUAUUGAGGAGGAGCCCGAGAUCGUUACGAAGGUUGUCACUAAGCCCGCUGCUUUAUUGGUCGAGGCUUCCCUGCCAUUGUCACAAGGCAAAGAAGCCAAGGGUAGUAAGAUUGAAGUACAAAUUACCGUGGAUGUCGAUAGCAAGCUGAGCUUGGUUGUAAGAGAAAAGAACGGAUCAAAUGUGAUCAAGGUUGCUGGCAAGCAGUAA
Messenger RNA from Zychaea mexicana, 1614 nucleotides. RefSeq names its product heat shock protein 70 family. Bases 1 to 1614 code for a protein of 537 amino acids. Gene Ontology annotation, molecular function: ATP-dependent protein folding chaperone; ATP binding. The record is from RefSeq and is a predicted model, not a curated record. NCBI's taxonomy places the organism in Eukaryota, Fungi, Mucoromycota, Mucoromycetes, Mucorales, Lichtheimiaceae. The transcript has 4 exons. Gene Ontology annotation, biological process: protein folding. Gene Ontology annotation, cellular component: cytosol; nucleus.